Onychostruthus taczanowskii (white-rumped snowfinch) is the source of this 3063-nucleotide messenger RNA. RefSeq lists its product as uncharacterized. The transcript has 2 exons. Lineage: Eukaryota; Metazoa; Chordata; Aves; Passeriformes; Passeridae. Bases 821 to 1771 code for a protein of 316 amino acids. The record is from RefSeq and is a predicted model, not a curated record.
CCCAAUCCACUUUAUUUUCCAGUUGACCAGGUACAAGCUUUUUUGUAAACUUGACUCUUUGUGCUGUUUUGUUCAUGCAUGCACAGCCAGCCAUUUCAGCUCUCCUUCAGGAAGUGCGCUGGAGGAGGGAACUGAGCAUAAAACUCAGGGAGGAGCAGGAAACUGGCUAAGAAUGCACUGCCCAACCUCCAUGGGACUCUCUCCUACAGUCAUAUCUUGCCUGUUGUAAAUCAGAAUGACUGAGACAAAACAUGCCUAUGUCUAGUCCAGUACAGCCAUCAGGAAUGGUGACUCUGCAGAAGCACCAAAGUUCUGUGAGCAGCACGAGCCCAUGGAGCCCAACAGGCUGGGGAAUGGAUCUGGUCUAGUAAACCACUAAGUUAAUUAGCAAAUCCAGAUGCUCUUCCAGAAAUCUGCCCCUGGAGCAUCCCUGAAGAAAGGGCAGCACUGGUCAGGAGGCUGCAUGCUUUUGUUUUGGAUACUCAUAGCACCUACAACUUUGCUUUAAUUUAUCUUUGUGUCCUUGUCAGUCAUUUUGGAGUGCCAGAACAGUAUCACAGGCUCUCAAGCUUCAGGACUGCCUCUACCAUGUGGCCACGCCACAUGCACAGUUACCUCAUGAUGCAUUCUUGAGGCUGAUAGUCACCUUGCCUGUGCCCUGUGGCCAGAGAUUCUCCAGGAAAGGAAAAGGGCAGAUCUUCAUAAAUUUCUUUUGGAUUCACCUCAUGGUCAAAGCAGAACUGGACGUUUUUAUUGGAAAGCACAAAUAAAAACACAGGAGGAACCCCUCAAGCCUUGCCAUGCACAUCCACCUGCAAAGAUGUACUUCGGGGUUAUGCAGGGACAUGGACUUCCUGAGUUCUGUUGCAGGAACACUGGAGAAGCUGCGAGCAGAUUUGAUUCCACUCACAUUCCGGUUAGGGAUGAUGUCACCUCUCAGGUCCUGAGGCACAAAUCACAGUUCUGGCAGAGAGCACUCCACCUUCAUUGCAGGCAUGUCCUGGCAGCAAGUGGUGACUCCUUUUGGGCAGAGCAUCCCUCCAGAGGCCUUACCAAGUUGGCCAAAUUCUGCACAGGGCAGAAACCCCCAGGUGAUCUCAUGUAUACAGAUUCUCGGAGCUGGAGUUCACUUGCCAACCUGGCACAGGGAGGAGAGGCAGAGGGAUGGAAGCCACAGCUGGACUCCCGGCCCUGCCACAGCAGGGAUUCCCUCGCCAGAAGCGGCUCCAAGGCCCGCAGUGCUCAGCGCUGCGGGAGAAGCGAAAAGCCCCCGGGCAGCUGUGCCAGACUGUCCGGGGGACAGCACUCUGUCCCCGCCGGGACAAGGCCGCUCCUGACCACGAACGGGCCCAGCGGCUCCCGCCGCCUCCGGCCGAGCCUCGAGCCGCGCUGCAGCGCUCCCUGCGGGCCCGGAGGCCCCUGCAGCCGAGGAGCGGGCGGGGAGCGCGGCCUGCGGGCAGAGCCGCUCCCUGGGCCCGCGGGCUGCGGACAGAGCCGGCCCCCUGGGCCCGCGGACAGAGCCGGCUCCCUGGGCCCGCAGGCUGCGGGCAGAGCGGGCUCCCUGGGCCCGCGGGCAGAGCCGGCUCCCUGGGCCCGCGGGCUGCGGGGGCUCCUGGCGGCAGGGACCGUCCGCUGGGUCCGGGUCGCUGUGGUCGCUGUGUGCGACCAGCAGCUCUGCAUUCUGCCAGGGAAUGGCACCCAGCCAUGCUGUCGCAUCAGAGCUGAAGGCCCUGCUUUGAGCAAAGGCCUCCAGAGCUCCCUUCCGAGCUAAUCCGCUUACUUUGUAAAGAAGCGCAAACACAGACCCUACCUGGUGGAUUGUCAGAGUUGCAGAGAGUUGAGCAAAUCUGUGCCUGUGUGCACCCUAAUCUCUGCCAGCUGGACAGUUUUUCUUUCCACACGGGUUUCUCACUGCUUUGAACCUUCCGGCAAUACACUUCCUGCUUGUCCUUUGUUCUCCAAUUGCCACACAAAGUGCCUUGUCCUGCUGCAUGUCUUCCACCGGCCCAGCAGUUGGAAAAGCUGGAUGGUCUGUGGAAGGAGGCCGUGAGGGGACUCCACAGCCUGCCCCCAGCAGGCUGGGGACAAUGGACAGACUGUCUGCACUUUGCCAGAACUGCUCAGGAUGAGGUGGAGUGAAGACAUCUGCUCUGUGCACCUAGGAGACUCCUACAAGGUAUCCUCCAAACAGACCAAAACAAACCUCUUCUCCCACACAAAGCCAGCUGGAAUUCCCUGUGUUCUACUGUGAGCCCAUCAACACUUGUCCUAUCAUCAUGCACCUCUAAGGACCCAGCACUGUCCCUUUAGCAUCUUCUCAUGAGGUGCGUGCUUCUGAAGGCAGCAACUGGCAUCCUCAAAGCCUUUGAUACUCCAGAAUGAACAAACCUCAUCCCCCCUCUCCUCAUGCAUCCCUUACUUCCAGCCCCAGCAAUCCUGCCGGCCUGCACUUGAUUUACUGUUGUGUGUCAGUGACGUUCUUGAUGUAUUUACCUGGAGUCCAGCCUGGACACAGCACCACAGAUGCUUCCUCAGGAUGGAGCAGGGUUUGUGGGGCUCCACAUUCACUUUGCCUCCUGUCUCUGCUUGUACUCUACAAGCAAGUAGUAGAGUGGUUUUGGAUAAUAAAAUGCAAGUUGUUGUUCCAGAUGCUUAAGACCUUCCCAUUGCCUGUAUCCCAUCAUCCCAUUGCCUGUAGCUAUUUUUUUUUCCAAAUGAGGAUGCUAUUUGGGAUCUAUAGACAUUUCCUGAGAGUCAAGUGGGGUCCAGAUGCUUCUUGUGAGCACUGAAGUAGUGCAAGCACUCAUCUCAGCUGAGCUGCCCAGGCUGAACUGCUGUCAGAGCCUGGUGAGCACUGACUGCUUUGUGGUGCAUUCCAGAGCUCUUAAUUUUGGUGAGAAGGAUGUCCUUUACAGAGCAGAGGGACAUUCUGGCUUCCUGCCCCAAGAAGGCAGAGCAGUGUCUGCUCUCAUUGCUUGUUUACAUUUUUAUUUCGUUAAUCAGAAGCUUCUUCUUUUGUACCAAAACUUUUGUGUUUGUCACAAGAGAACUUAUUGGGGUGCU